AUGAUUAGGGCUUCUACCAGGACAGCACAAGCAUUCCACUUGAACAAUGGCCCAUUGUCAAUGGGUGAAGCUUUAGAACUGACCCCUGAUAAGUACAAUGAAAUUUUUCUUGGGAAGUCAUCCCCCUCAAGAGAUCCCCGAGUUCGGGCCAUGGAACUUCUACCAGCGGUGGAUUCCUGUGCCCUUGGACCUCCAUCGUCAGCGAUGACAGUAGCAGCAGCUGAAACGCUAGAAAAUGUUGGAAUGCUUGUUCUAGUUCUGAUCUCAGUUUCAACCUGCAUCAACUGCUACUCCAUCCACUACUUCGUCAACUACACAAUGGGCUUGUACAAAAAGAAGCCAAUUAGAGCAGGCUACAUUGACGCAAUCUUGAGAACACCACCGGUGUGUUGCUUGUGCUCACUGAUGAUUUUGCUCUCUCCAAGGAUCGCGCUUUUUAUGACAUUCAUUUUGAAUUUCACCUUUGGUCUGUCAAUCAAUGCGCUUUUCUCCUUGAUUUUGGACUAUUUCGACAGCUUUGACCACUUUCUCAAUCAAGCGAAAAAGACAAAAUGGUCGCAAGCAAAUACAAGUAUUCUUGAGUGCUUCAGAAUAACUCCUUCUCGCGAGUGGUUUUCUCAACUCUACUGGGGAUCCCUGCAAUGCGUCUUUGUCCGCUGUGCGUUUAUCAUCGCAAAUGCUUGCUUCGUCGCAGAGGGAAUCUGGACUGUUGACACUGGUAGUAUUUCGUCGCUCUUUGGUGGACUCGUAUCAACUGGACUGGCUGUCUUCUGUCUCAUUGUGCUCUCGGAAAACUUGAACUUUUGCAUGGCCGAUUUUCAUAUCAAAUUUAAAUUCAUGCUCUUUCGACUAACUCUCAUUUCUGUAAACAUCCAGCCAAUUAUUAUAUCAUUCUUCAAUUACUCCUGCGUCUAUCCUCAUACAGCAGCUGGGCGCGGCACUAUUUUGCAUAACGCACUUGUUGUAAUUGAAAUGUUUCUCGUCAGCUUGCUCUACAGAUAUGUGUUCAUGUACAAAUUCGUAGAAGAUAAAAACUUCGAUCUCCAGCGAGAACUUGUUUUGCCAAAGGAUUUGAAAGAGCUGGCAGAGGGAUUUGUAAGCAGACUUACGCAUCAUGUUAUGCAUCAAGACGAGGAUGGAGGAACUCCAAAAAGACGAACUCGCUGGAUUUCGGAAGGCGAUACUGAUUCUAUGUUUUCUGUGCACAUCAAAUAG
Molecule: messenger RNA, 1215 nt
Organism: Oikopleura dioica
Lineage: Eukaryota; Metazoa; Chordata; Appendicularia; Copelata; Oikopleuridae
Source: the annotation of a GenBank genome assembly